AUGGGGUCAUCCCCAGGGACCAUCCUCUGCUGCCUGAUGGAGCUCUGUCCCAGCACCGGCUCUGCCAGGGCAGGUUUGCUCUCCCUCAUCCUCGCAUCUCUGCUGAGCAGCCCCUCGCUGCAGAAAUCCCUGCCCACCACCUACAGAGACCACAAGGAUCCCCAGCAAGGCACGGGCCUGAUCCAGUGCGGUGAGUACAGCAACCAGGUGCUGCCCAACGGCCGCUGUAAGAUCGUGGCCACGCUGCCGCAGGGGGACGAGCAGCGGUGCCCAGACAUGUUUCGUUGCACCGACGAGGUGUCCUACUGGCUCCAUGAGAACGAGGAGCGCAAGCAGCAGGUCCUGGAGCUGCGGGAGCUGAUUGCAGAGCUGCAGGAAGAGCUGAGGAACCACCGGCACCGCAUCAAAGUCCUCGAGCUCCAGCACGAGGAGGCGGCCGGCAGGAACUACAGCCUGGCCCAGCGGGUGCAGGACCUGGAGCAUCGGUACAGCGAGGCCAGCACCCUGCAGCACAUCCAGGCCACGCUGCUCUACGACAUGCAGGCGCAAAUAAACAACAUCUCCGUCCUGACCGACUGGGCCUGGCGUAACCCGCCCUGCCUCGGCCCUGCCGAGAUGAGGCUGCAGGAGGAGAUGCACCAUCCAGGUGAUGGGGAGCUGCUGGAGGCGGAGAUGAAGCAUGCCAGGAACUGCCCCAUCGACUGUGCUUCCGUUUAUUACAACGGGCUCCGGCGGUCGGGUGUCUACAGCAUCAUGCCCUCGGUCGGCGGGAUGCCGAUUGAAGUGCUGUGUGAGAUGGACACUGAAGGUGGGGGCUGGACAGUCAUCCAGAGGCGUCAGGAUGGCUCAGUUGACUUCAACCGGACCUGGAAUGAGUACAAGGAGGGCUUUGGGGACCUCAACGGCGAGUUCUGGCUGGGCAACGAGAACAUCCACAAGAUGACGAGCCAAGGGGACUACUCUCUGCGCAUCGACCUGGAGGACUGGAACAACAAGCACAAGCACGCCUUCUACCAGGUCUUCAGAAUUGAGGACGAGUCGAACUAUUACCGCCUGCACGUGGACGGGUUCAGUGGGACGGUGGAGGAUUCCUUUGCCUGGUACCACAACAAGAGGAGCUUCAGCACACCCGACUCGGGGAACAUCUGCGCCGAGAUUUCCCAUGGAGGCUGGUGGUACCACCAGUGCUUUUUCUCCAACCUCAAUGGGGUGUAUUACAAGGUAAAUGGAAGGAUGAGGAUGCAGAUGUGCUACAUGAGGUCCAGGGGUGGACGAUACUCCAUCAAAAACCGCAAGGUCCUGGGGCCGGACGGCAUCGUGUGGUACUCAUGGAAGGACACAGACUACUACUCCCUGAGGAAGGUGGUCAUGAUGAUUCGCCCACGCACUUUCCGGCCUCACCUCUCCCCAUGA
Eurypyga helias (sunbittern) is the source of this 1413-nucleotide messenger RNA. Its product is annotated as angiopoietin-related protein 7-like. NCBI's taxonomy places the organism in Eukaryota, Metazoa, Chordata, Aves, Eurypygiformes, Eurypygidae. Bases 1 to 1413 code for a protein of 470 amino acids. The record is from RefSeq and is a predicted model, not a curated record. The transcript is spliced from 6 exons.